AUGUCAAGACCAGCGCAGAAACGACGUUCAUCCUCUGUAUCAUAUACCGACCAACCCAAGAAGAGAAGGAAGUCAUCACCAUCACCUCAGAAGGGUGUCUCCCAUAUGUCACAAAGUCAACCUUCUUCGAGGUCUGCUCCUCAGAAAUCUCAUGGGUUCUUAGGUUCUUUGUAUAACACAGUGGCUUCUUUCUUUCCAAGUAAUGCCUCUCAAUCAGCUCAGGAGAUAUUGAAACCAGAUCCAAAUGGUUCUUUGGCGAUGUUGAUGUCACAUAACAAACCUUCCUCGUCUCAAUCCUCAUCAUCAUCGAUAAAUCAGAUACCCAUCGAGGAUGGAGAUGGAGAAGAAGCAGGAUCAUCAGCCCAUCCUAUAGAUUUCAGUCAAUUAGACGAUGAUGAGGAAAUUCCAUCUCGUUCAAAGGGCAAAAGAAGAUCUGUCAGUCCUAAGAAGAACGACGCAUACGAGAUAGCUGGACCAAGCCGUCAGAAACAGAAUAAAAACCAACUGUUACCUAUGAAGUAUAAUUCUUCGCCUAACCUCUUUAUGGACAAUUUCGGCAGUUGUCCACAAAAAGAUCCUGCUCAAUCACAAAGCAUUGGUGGUUACCUACCUACUCCUCCAGACUCACAACAACAGCAACAGCAACAGCAGAAAUCGGAACAUGAUCGUACUCAAUCUCAGUCGAUGCAGAUAUCAUCAUUAACUCAGGAUCAGCUAGAUCGACAUGUGCCGACUCCACCUGAUUCUCAAGUCAUCGAUACAAAUUCUCAAACCAUUCCAACAUCCUUUAGCUUAUCUUCUGGCAAGCGACCAGAAUCAUCAUCAGCACUACGUAAAAAACCCACCAGACCUGAUGUCACCUUAGAUGAUACUAUACAUCCCAGAAAAGGAUGGGAAAUUCGCGUUCCAUCUCCAUCUUCCUCCUCCUCAGGUUCGACGAGUAGUAGAAGUACUACCGCCAGGAAGACUCGACAUAAGAAGAAGUAUAAGAGUAAUCUCAGAAAUGAGAACGAUAUAGCUGUCCAAAGAAGCAUGCUAAAGAGGCUUUUUGCCGAAAUUGCGUGGAUGUCUGAGAAAAACGGUGAUAAGAGGUCAGGAGCGGCUACGAGACGUGUAGCAAAGAUGUUGACGGGUGAUCUGGAUCGGAUUGGUAAAGCUUCUGAAUACGCUACUAAGGUCCUGUCCUCUCGAGGUAUGACUGAAAAACAAGCAUUUCAAACCAUGAUGAUGCUUGCGCCAAGGCAGGUAACACUGGAAGAUAAGACUACACCUCAAAUCUCGUCGUUCUCACCGUUGAGUCAAAGCAAGAUUGCUCAAAAAGCCAAAGCCGAAGCUUUGGGACUAAAAGAGGUCGUUAGUUUUGAACGAGCUCUCAAAGAAUUGAAGAAGAUCACAGAGGAAGAAGAAGCCAAAGAAAGAGAGAUCAAGGAGAAACUGAAGAAACCCAAAGUACCUCCGAAACUCAAACCAGAACAAGAAGCAAAGGUGUCCGAGCAUCUCAAUAAUCCUGCUUUCAAAGCGAGAGUUUCCACUGCCGAGUGUGAAUCCAAAUCUAUCAGAAGAUUAAAGAAUGGUACAUGGCUAGAUGAUGAGAUUAUGAAUUUCUACGGAGCCUUGAUGGUCGAACGUGCCAAUCAGAUCGGUAAACUGAAAGUACAUGCUUUUAACUCGUUCUUCUAUCAGAGAAUCAGUGAGACAGGGUACAGUGCUGUAAAAAGGUGGACCAAGAGAGUCGAUAUAUUCUCAAAAGACUUGGUGGUCUUCCCUGUAAAUAUCGGGAAUAUGCAUUGGACAGCUUGUGCGAUUAAUUUGGCUAAAAAGAGGAUCGAAUAUUUUGAUUCUAUGGGCGAUUAUGGGAAUCAUAGAGCGGGUAUAUUCAAGCGAAUCAGGGGAUAUCUGAAUGAUGAACAUCAAGAUAAGAAGAAGAAACCUUUUGAUUUUAGUGGAUGGACUAAUGAAUUUAAUGAGAACACGCCUCAGCAAGAUAAUGGAUCCGAUUGUGGAGUCUUCUCCUGUCAAACCCUCGAAAUGAUUACACGAGGACGCGAUCUGAAGGAACAACCUUUCGAAUUCGCUUCCGAGAACAUGCCAUUUUUCAGAAGGUUGAUGGUAUGGGAAAUUGGGAAUGGGAAAUUGGAGAAGAGGGAAUGGGGAAAUCCGAAAUUGUGA
Messenger RNA from Kwoniella mangroviensis CBS 8507, 2169 nucleotides. RefSeq lists its product as uncharacterized. Bases 1 to 2169 code for a protein of 722 amino acids. The record is from RefSeq and is a predicted model, not a curated record. Gene Ontology annotation, molecular function: deSUMOylase activity. Gene Ontology annotation, biological process: protein desumoylation; proteolysis. Gene Ontology annotation, cellular component: nucleus. NCBI's taxonomy places the organism in Eukaryota, Fungi, Basidiomycota, Tremellomycetes, Tremellales, Cryptococcaceae. The transcript is spliced from 8 exons.